CUCCUGAGAUGGUGACCUCAGGACUAAGACUCACUCAUUCGUUUUGAACCAACACAAUUUAUGAAAAUCACUGCAAUAUGAUACGAUCCGUGAUAAGAAAGCUUCCAAGACCUUCUUUAGCGAUAAAAACAGCUAUCCCCACAUUCAGGCCACUUGUAGUCUUGCCAAAGCAGCCCACCCCCUCUGCCUUACGAUGCGCAAGCACCAAUAUUCAACUGCGAGACUAUCAAGAAGAGUGCAUCCAGUCUGUCUUACAGUCUCUCAAAGAUGGAAACAAGAGACUGGGGAUCUCGCUGGCUACAGGCAGUGGCAAAACAGUAAUCUUCACUCAGUUGAUUGAGAGGAUCCUACCCGAGCAAGAGCUUGCCACGCAGACCCUGGUCCUCGCGCACCGAAGGGAGCUCGUGGAGCAAGCAGCACGACAUUGCACAAACGCCUAUUUGGACAGCUCUGUGGAGAUCGAAAUGGGCUCGGUGCACGCCUCUGGCACUGCGGACAUCACCGUUGCCAGCCUGCAAAGCAUAACCUCGGGCGACCGCCUAAGCAAGUUCGACCCGCGGCGCUUCAAGCUUAUCCUCGUUGACGAGGCACACCAUAUCGUUGCACCGGGCUACAUGCGUGUGCUCCGCCACUUCGGGCUCGAUACAAAACGUGUCGACUCACCGGCUCUGGUCGGCGUGUCCGCCACCUUUUCCCGGUUCGACGGGUUGAAGUUGGGGGCCGCCAUCGACCAGAUCGUCUACCAUAAGGACUACGUCGACAUGAUCGGCGACAAGUGGCUGUCUGACGUGGUCUUCACGACCGUAAAUUCGUCGGCCGAUAUAUCUAAGGUCAAGAACGGCGUCAACGGGGACUUUCGGCCAGGGGAUCUUUCCCGUGCCGUCAACACGCAUCAGGUCAAUGAGAUCACCGUUCGGAGCUGGCUGGCCAAGGCGUCGGACCGGAAGUCGACGCUUGUGUUUUGUGUCGACCUCGCACACGUCGGCGGGCUGACGCAGGCGUUCAGGAAGCACGGCUAUGAUGCCAGGUUCGUGACGGGUGACACGCCCAAAGUAGAGAGAAGCGAGAUCCUCGAAGCGUUCCGGAAGGGUGAGUUUCCCGUACUUGUCAACUGCGGGGUCUUCACCGAGGGUACCGACAUCCCCAACAUCGACUGCGUGGUCCUCGCACGGCCGACGCGAUCCAGGAACUUACUAGUCCAGAUGAUUGGGAGAGGGAUGAGGCUCCAUAAAGGAAAGUCCGAUUGCCACGUCAUCGACAUGGUAUCGAGCCUGGAGACCGGCAUCGUCACCACGCCGACGCUGUUCGGCCUCGACCCCCAUGAGCUCGUCGACAAGGCAUCGACGGCGGAUCUGAACGAGAUCAAAGACCGAAAAGAGGCGGAGCGUCUCCGGCAGCAGCACGCCUACUCCGACGCCCCGGAUCCUCAACCUGCCACCGCGUCCGCUUGUUCGGUUACUUUCACCGACUACGGCUCCGUUUUCGAUCUUAUCGAGGACACCUCAGGCGAGAAACACAUCCGGGCCAUCAGUCAGUACGCCUGGGUACAGGUCGGCGCUGAUAAAUACGUCCUCUGCGCCCCGAACGGAUCCUUCAUCCGUCUGUUCAAGAUGGAAGCGGACGCCACCAAAACCCAGGCUCAACAACCGAAACCUCCCCUCUGGGUCGCCGUCGAAGUCCGCGCACUGCCCGCAGGCGUCGCCAAAUCACCCUUUGCCGCGCCUCGCGAGCUCCUCAGGGCGACCACCUUCGCCGACGCCGUCCACGGCAGCGACAAGUACGCCUCCGAGACUUUCCCGCAUGUCUUCAUCCACCGGUACCAGCGGUGGCGGAAAGGCCCGCCCACGCCCGGCCAGCUCGAGUUCCUCAACAAGCUGCGCCUCAAGGAAGAGCCACUUACGGCCGAUGACGUAGACAAGGGGAAAGCGACGGACAUGAUUACCAAGAUCAAGCACGGGGCCAAGGGCCGGUUCGCGGGCAUCAUGACGGAGAAGAGAAAGGCUCAGCGACAGCAUCACAAGAUUGCCCAGUAUGAGGCGCGAGCGCGGCAGGAAAAGGUAUCUGUCGGCCCCCUUGCCUCGUAGAGAGCUGCCUCGUGUUUGACUCAUCCGCCUCGUUGAGUUUUCUUUCUCUAUGGGUUGUAAGAUUAGGUGUUGUCACGGCGUUGCAACUAUUUUGGGUAAAACUGGCUUGCCU
This is a messenger RNA of Colletotrichum navitas, 2196 nucleotides long. Its product is annotated as P-loop containing nucleoside triphosphate hydrolase protein. NCBI's taxonomy places the organism in Eukaryota, Fungi, Ascomycota, Sordariomycetes, Glomerellales, Glomerellaceae. The record is from RefSeq and is a predicted model, not a curated record. Gene Ontology annotation, molecular function: hydrolase activity; ATP binding; DNA binding. The coding region runs from base 78 to 2084 and encodes 668 amino acids. The transcript has 2 exons.